Molecule: messenger RNA, 777 nt
Organism: Castor canadensis (American beaver)
Lineage: Eukaryota; Metazoa; Chordata; Mammalia; Rodentia; Castoridae
Source: RefSeq, a predicted model, not a curated record
AUGCCACGCCCCCCGCGCCGCGUAUGGUUCGUGCGCGACCUGCUGGGCGUGGCGUGCGCGGUGAGCACGUGGGUGCUGGUGCUAGGUGCCGCGCGGAUCCUGCUGCAGGAGCUGCUGCUGCCGUCUGCCGACGUGGCCUAUUGCGUGGCCAACGGCGCCUUCUUCCACCUGCUGGCCACUCUGGGGCUGGUGUCGCACGUGCGGACCAUGCUGACCGACCCCGGGUCGGUGGUCCCGGGGGACCCGCCCCUGCCCGACGCCUUGUCCAUUUGUCCAUGCUGCAGCUGCGUCCGUCCGGAGAGCACGCACCACUGCCGCGUGUGCAGGCGCUGCAUCCGCAAGAUGGACCACCACUGCCCGUGGGUCAACAACUGCGUGGACGAGGACAACCAGAAGUCCUUCGUGCUCUUCACGAUGUACAUCACGCUGGCAUCGCUGCACCUGCUGCUGCUCCUGGGCCUCGUCGUCCUGCGCAGCCACGAGCGCGGAGAGUGGAUGGCACACACCGUGUCGCCGAGCGGCCCCAUCAUCUUCCUCUUCCUAGUGGCCUUGAACGGCCUCCUCUUCGCCUCCCUGAUGUUCGGGACACAAAUGUUCGCCAUCUGCGUGGGAAGGACCAGAAUGGAGCAGCUGAGAGCCAAGAAGAGGCCGUGGGGCAAAGGGUCCAAGUGGGCCAAUUUCAAGGUCAUCUUCGGCCACCGUGUUUCCCUGGACUGGCUCAGCCCCUUUGCCUCCCCAGAGCCGCGGAGGGCUGUUGGGCACGACGAUGUGGUCUGA